Messenger RNA from Temnothorax curvispinosus, 4217 nucleotides. RefSeq lists its product as uncharacterized. Lineage: Eukaryota; Metazoa; Arthropoda; Insecta; Hymenoptera; Formicidae. The record is from RefSeq and is a predicted model, not a curated record. The transcript is spliced from 4 exons. Gene Ontology annotation, cellular component: ribonucleoprotein complex. The coding region runs from base 489 to 3149 and encodes 886 amino acids. Gene Ontology annotation, molecular function: RNA binding.
UACGGGGUUCACUCGACUGACUACACGGCAACGGCAACGGCAGCCAUUUCGACGCUUCUCGACGCUCUUUCACGCUCACGAAUUCACCGGGACACGAGACACGAGGCACGAGGCUCUAUUGCGUUCGUCGCGUUCACAAAUUGUUAUUGUUAUCGUCGUUUAUAAUCAACGUUCUUCUUCAUGAAACACCCCACUUCUCUAUAGCGAUUCGGGCUUUAGACGACUCGGUGUGUGUUAGGUGUCAAGGACAGAUUUGGCCUCCUCGAUGGAUUUUGCACAAUGAUAUGGUGCAGUUAACUUUUCUGCUUCUGCAUUUCAUUGUUCUUCGCUGAUGAGUGGUUUGCUGCUUGGUCAUCUUUGUUCUCAAUCAACUCUUAUCUUUCGUCGUUUUAGCUGAGAAAGAGAGAGAAAGAGAGAGGAAAAGACAGAGUAAAGAAGAAAGAAGUGUCUAAAGUCUAAAAGAUACAAGCGUCGUACGACCUUUGAAAAUGAGUGUCAUAAUCAGACUGCAAAAUCUGGCGUGGUCCGCCAAUGCAUUGGACAUACGCCAAUUUUUCAGAGGCCUGAGUAUCCCGGAGGGAGGAGUUCAUAUUGUCGGCGGUGAAUUGGGAGAUGCGUUUAUCGCAUUCAGCACCGACGAAGAUGCCCGCCAGGCAAUGAUGCACGAUGGCGGCAAGAUCAAGGAGAUGAAGAUCAAGCUGCUAUUGAGCUCGCGCACCGAAAUGCAAAAGGUAAUCGAGGCCGCUCGGCAGCAGACUUUGAGUUUGCAAUGCAUCAUGCAAACCGCGCCGGUAGUGGUACCGCCUGUGGUUUCUACCAAGCAGCCCGGCUCGCCGACGGAUAAAAGGGACAAGGAUAACGACAGCGAGUCCAGCAAGGACCGAAAGGAUAGACGCGACCGAUCGAGAUCGCGGGACCGCUCGCGGUCGCGCGACCGCGACCGUGAUCGCGAUCGGCGCGAUCGGGACCGCGGGAGAGAUCGACGACGACGGGAUCGUAGUAGGUCGCGAGACCGGGAACGCGACAGACGAGACCGGCGUCGUCGCCGGGACCGAUCCAGGUCGCGCGACCGCACGAGGUCGCGUGAUCGCGACUCGAAGAGGAACUCGACGAACGACAGGCGCAAGGAUACUAACGAGGAUGAUAACAGCGAAGUCGUGUGCGUCGGUCAGUUUCACAAGGACAAGGCAUCGACGGCUACAUCGAAGAAACCGCUCGAAAAUGGCAUUUGGGAGGUUCCGCCACAGACGCAGAUGCAGGCCGCUCUGUUGGCGCCGAGCAUUUUGGGCGCAGGCGUUGCCGCUCUGUCUCAGGACUCAGAGACUCAGCGUUCGGCCAUGGCCGCCAGCUUCGGCACCCCGGUGAUGAGCCAGCAGCCGAUGUUGCAAUCUGGACAGUUCUCUAUAAACGGCCUUAACGGCGUUGGCAAUCUCAUGCAGCCGCAUAUACAGACGCUCGGACAUACAGUAGGCAUGACGUCGUUAUCGCAGAAUCUGAACACCGCCACUAGUCUACCCAGUUUGGGCGGUCUCGGAACUCGUCCUAAGGAACCCUGGGGUCAGAACGACCAGGGCAGAAUGGAUCAGACUGGGCGAUUCUCCGGCCGGUCGAAUCAAUUCGGUAGUCAGGAAUACGGAUCUACCGGCAAUUACCGCGGUACCAGGCCAAGCAAUCCCUUCCUGAACAAGGUGCAAGAGCUCGAGGGCCGUCGCAAUCCACACGCGUUUCAGGCUGGCGCCUCCAACUUUGGCAGCUACGACAACGAUCGGCCGACGUCCGGCAGAAAGUCCGGCAACUCGAGAUUCUCCAACGAGAAUAAGAACGGCAGUGGUGGAGGUCAUUGCGUGGAAGUGCGCAACAUGCCGUUGAGCGCGACGUAUGCGGAUCUACGCCACGCGUUCCACGGUAUCUACAUCAGGAAGGACGGCAUGAAGAUAAUCAACGAUAACCACGGUAACCGCGUGGGCAUCGCGUAUAUCAAGUUUGGCAAGGCUGAAGGUAAAGAACUCGCGCUGAGCACGACGAGAUACGUGCGAGGUUCCGAGGUAGAGGUACUCGAUUUGGACGAGAGUAUCUUCGAUAAAGCGGUGAAUUCUUACUCGCCCGAAAGUAGGGAGGACGGCACCGACGGCGACGUUAGAAACUCUAUGUGCAUCCUGCUGACCGAUCUGCCGUCCUUCACCAAGGAGAUGGACAUAGCCAAGCUGUUCCACGACUGGAAAAUCAACGAUCUCUUCAUCACCAAUAGCAAGGAAACCGGCACCACUCAGUAUAUGGCUUACGUACAAUUCGCGCGACUCGAGGACGCCAAGUCGUCGCUGAGUACGCCGCUCAAGAUCGGUAGCAAGCAAGUGACCGCGACCGCGAUCAGCGAGGACAAGUUCGCGCAGGCGAAGCGCGAGCACGAGCAAGUGAGCAUGCACCAAACGGAUUGUAUUCUUAUGCGCGGCUUGCCAUUCCAGACAAUCGACCGCGACAUCUUCGACUUCUUCUCGGACAUCGGCAUUGUCCCGCUCUGCAUUCACAUGAUGCUCAAUCAGCAGGGCAAACCGGCCGGCGAAUGUUUCUGCGAGUUUGACUCACCUGAGAAGGCGGAACGCGCGAUCGCCAAGAAUGGCCUGCCGCUUGGCAAAAACAUCCCCACUAUCGAGCUGGUACCACGCGUCAAGAUGCUCGAAACCCUCGGUAUGAUGGAAGCGCAACAGCAAACGCAGCAGCAGCAUUUCCCGAUGCAGGAACAACACGGUCAGAGGCCGCCGCGCUUCUCCGGCCCGAUAGGUCAUAUGUUACGUUUCGGCAGCACCGGAUUUGGGCCCCGUUGUCCGCCCGGCGGCCUAAUGGGUAUGCCGCGUCACAUGGGUAUGGGCCGUCAUCCACCGUCCAUGGACUACGUCGAGGGUUUCGGUAAACCUGGCUGCGUGUUAUCACUCGAGAACGUGCCGUUCAAGGCGGACAUCAACGAGAUUAUCGAGUUCUUCGGUGAUUUUGAUGUGAAACGAGAAAACGUGAUUCGUCGCUACAACGAGAGGGGCAUGCCGACGGGGGAUGCGCGCGUGGCCUUCUCGUCGCCCAGUGAGGCACAGCGAGCGCUCAAGGAACUUAAGCAUUGCAAGAUGCGGGAGCGUACCAUAUACAUGAAAGUGGCGUGAGAUCUAUCAUUCCGCCAUGGAGUGGCUGAUGACAGCACGUGAAAGGACACCGUCACCGUUGCGACUAUAUCCGUUGCGGCCGAAUUGAAUAUAUUCAUACGAAGCCCUUUGUGCGCGGACGAACGAACGCAAUAUCCAAUAGAACGUCUUCUGAGAAUUAACAUAAGAGUCGGUUUUAUACGAGAGAAUCCUUGCCAAUAAGUGCUCAAUAAGGAUAAAGGUACUUCGGGAGAUGUACAAUGGAAUGUCUUCUUUGUGCAAAAGACUGUACUUCCUUGUUAAAUUUGCGCCGAUCUACGUGUACAUAGAAUGCAUAAACUUAAGGACAAUUUUCUUUAUUCAUCCAUUCAUAUCGCGAUAUGCCAUACCGCCCGAAUUGUUUCUGCCUAUCGUAAUUAGAGGCAUUUAACCCAUUACUCACUAUUGUGUAUUAAGGACUUACGUACGUUUAAAACACGAUCGCAUACACGUGUCUUGGAUGAAAAUGUAUUCACCGCUGACAUUGGAAAUAUAAAUUGAUCAUACGAUUACCAGGGAGUAUGGACGAAUGUACAUUAUAUAAAUGUAAAGAAUUUCAUUAUCUUAUUUUUAAUAUCACUGCAAUACCAAAUAAUGUUAAGUUAUAAGAACGAAAGAAGCUGGAAGCAGAGUACAAAGUUAGAGAUUUAAAUGAUUGCGUUUGCUUUACGUUUGCUGACAUGGACUAAUAUUAUAAAACUCGAAGAACCUGCAGUUCGGUGACGAUGAAGGAGGCUAUCUUUAUGAAAAACGAGUACAUGUGUUGUAUAUAUAUAUAUGUAAGGUAUAUUGUUACAUAUCUUACAUAAUGUCUGUGUACAUAUAUUCAUGAUAAGUAAUACAUUACAUGAUUACAUGUAUAUAAAUGUAGAGAUCACGCACUAUAAUCUUAUGCGCAAUCGUACAUGUACAUCUAUCGCGACUAAACUUGUGUAAAAUAACGAACAAUACCAAUAAGUUUAUAGAUGCGCACGAUUACACAUUGUCAUAAACUUGUGUUACGAUGAUAACGAACACUUGAAGACUUCAAUAAAUUUUUAUUCAAAUCUG